Molecule: messenger RNA, 1060 nt
Organism: Lactuca virosa
Lineage: Eukaryota; Viridiplantae; Streptophyta; Magnoliopsida; Asterales; Asteraceae
Source: the annotation of a GenBank genome assembly
AAUAUAUGUCUUCAAAAUCUUUCUUCUUCAGAAGAAAACUAUUUUUUUUAUAUCUUUCUUUAUUACUUUACAUACUAUAUUAUAUAUACACUUGAAAUGAACAGUUUUUGGUCAGAAGGAGAUCAAGAUACAAAAGCUCCAGUUAAAAUAACAAAAGACAAGAAUGGUAUUGAUCUUGUUACACUUCAGAACCCCAUAGGGUUUUCCGUACAGGUGAGUUUGCAUGGAGGUCAAGUUCUUUCUUGGAAAAACGAACGUGGUGAAGAACUGUUGUUUAGAAGUAGUAAGGCAAACUGCAAGCCACCCGCAGCGGUGAGAGGUGGAAUUCCCAUAUGCUUUCCGCAGUUUGGAAAUCGGGGGUCUCUUGAGCAACAUGGUUUUGCACGAAACAAGAUAUGGGAAAUCGACAACAAUCCUCCUGUGCUCCAUCACAAUAACUGUAAUGGAAACUCUUUUAUCGAUUUAUUGCUCAAACCAUCAGAAGAAGAUAUGAAAAUCUGGCCUCAUAGUUUCGAAUUUCGGCUAAGGGUGUUGUUGACUUCGGAUGGGGCUUUAAAGUUAAUAUCACGCAUAAGGAACAUCGGUUCCAAGGCAUUUAGUUUUUCAAUUGCAUAUCACACGUAUUUUUCAGUUUCUGAUAUUAGUGAAGUAAGGAUAGAAGGCUUGGAGACACUUGAUUAUCUUGAUAAUUUACACCAUAAGGAACGAUUUACGGAGCAAGGAGACACUCUCACCUUUGAAUCAGAGGUGGAUCGUGUCUACAUUGGCUCUCCUCAUGUAAUCGGGGUUUUUGAUCAUGGAAAGAAACGAACUUUUCUUAUACGUAAGGAAGGUCUUCCUGAUGCUGUGGUUUGGAACCCAUGGGAGAAGAAAGCGAAAACGAUAACAGAUAUGGGAGAUGAAGAGUAUCGACAAACGAUUUGUGUUGAUGGUGCUGCGGUUGAGAAGUCAAUUACACUGAAACCUGGAGAAGAAUGGACAGGUCGUUUAGAGCUCACUGUCCUCCCUUCGAUUUAAAAAAACAAUAAAAACUUUUAAAUAGUAGAACUUUAGAAUGGUA